Pneumocystis carinii B80 is the source of this 1810-nucleotide messenger RNA. RefSeq lists its product as hypothetical. Gene Ontology annotation, cellular component: nucleolus. Lineage: Eukaryota; Fungi; Ascomycota; Pneumocystomycetes; Pneumocystales; Pneumocystaceae. The transcript has 6 exons. The record is from RefSeq and is a predicted model, not a curated record. Gene Ontology annotation, molecular function: RNA helicase activity; ATP binding; nucleic acid binding. Bases 1 to 1764 code for a protein of 587 amino acids.
AUGUCAAGCUUCUCCUCCCUUUCAUGGGAUGAUAUGGAGAUUUCAUUAACAUCAUGGAUAAGAAGUGCAGUUGAUGAGAUGGGGUUUGAGAAAAUGACGCCAGUUCAAGCAAGUACAAUACCUCUUUUUAUGAAGAAUAAGGAUGUGGUUGUAGAGGCAGUAACAGGAUCAGGAAAAACCUUAGCUUUUUUACUGCCUAUACUAGAGAAAUUAAUAAGAAGAGAGGAGCCAUUAGAAGAAUAUCAUAUAGGAUCAUUAGUAGUAUCACCUACAAGGUUUUUAAUGAAGGGAUAUACGGUGUGUUUAAAAUUAAAUAGAGAAUUAGCAAUGCAGAUAUAUUCUGUUUAUGAAAGUAUUAUGAGUAGAUCGGAGGAGAUAAAUGUUAAUUUGAGAGCCCAACUUGUUAUAGGAGGGGUAGUAAGUAUACAGCAAAAUAUAGAAGAAUUUAAUGAAAAAUCGCCAUCAAUUAUUAUUGGUACACCGGGACGUAUUGAUCAGCUUCUUUCAUUAACACAUGUUAAAACGAAGGAGCUUGAAAUUUUGGUUAUGGAUGAGGCGGACAGAUUGCUUGAUAUGGGGUUUUUUCAUGUUAUAGAAUCGAUUAUUAAAAAGUUACCCAAACAAAGACGAACAGGUCUUUUUAGCGCUACUUUAACAGAAGCAGUUGAUAAACUUGUUAAAACGGGGCUUAGAAAUCCUGUGAAGAUAGUUGUUAGAGUAGGAAACCAAGAAAAUACUAAAGAAGAUAGAUGCGUUCCUGCAAGUUUACAAAUAUUUUAUAUGAUUUUGUCAUCAGCAGAAAAAUUUAUACAACUAAUUAGAUUAUUAAAUUAUUCAUAUAUUAAAGAUGGGAUGAGAAAGUUUAUUGUUUAUUUUCUUUCUUGUGUUUCUGUUGAUUAUUUUUCUAUAAUUUUUUCACAAAUAUCAUAUUUAAAGAAAACAUUUAGGAUAUUUUCUCUUCAUGGCAAGCAAAGUUCAUCUUUAAGAGUUAAGAAUUAUAAGGCAUUUUCUAAUGCGUUAUCUGAAACACCUUCUAUAUUAUUUACUACAGAUUUGGCAGCAAGAGGUCUUGAUAUACCUAAUGUAGAUAUGGUUAUUCAAAUGGAUCCACCGUUAGAUCCAAAAUCAUUUUCUCAUCGUUGUGGAAGGGCAGGAAGAGCAGGUAGAUCUGGUAAAGCUGUCGUUAUGUUAAAUAGAGGACGAGAGGAAGACUAUGUUCAUUUUUUAAAAGUUAGAAAAAUACCAAUUCAACCUUUAGAAAGGAUUAGGAAAGAUAACAGUAUUAUGGAAGACAAGGAAGAUGAAUCUAAAGAAGAAAUACUUGCAUUGGUCAAAGAAAUACGAAAUAUCGUUAAAAAAGAUAGAGAUUUGUAUGAAAAGGGUUUAAGGGCAUUUGUAUCUUAUGUAAGGGCAUAUUCAAAACACCAGGCACAUUUUAUUUUUCGUGUUAAAGAUCUUGAUUUUUCUGGCUUAGCAUAUUCUUUUGGAUUAUUUCAUUUUCCUAAAAUGCCUGAAUUAAAAAACUUGGUUUUAGAUUUUGAGGGGGAAAAUAUAGAUCUGGACAAAUUAACUUAUGCUGAUAAAUUAAAAGAAAAGGCUAGAUUAAAAAAAAAAGAGGAACAGAAAUUAAUGAAUGAAGGAAAAAAUACUGUUUUCAUGAAAAAAAAAGUUAUUCCUUGGUCAAAAAAUAUAGAUUUAAAACAAAAGAAAAAAAAUCGUCAAAAUAAACGCAAAUAUAAAAGUCUUUUAAAGAAAAAAACAUAAUAUCUUGUUUAAAAUAUAAAGGCAUUUGUAUUAUAUACAUUUCAUC